UCCAAUUCCGUCUUACUGUUGUAUGCUUAAGCAGUGCUGACAGAUUUGUUUGUAUUUCAUGUUGAGUCGUAAGAUUUGUUUUUAGUCUUCAUAUAUCUUACAUUCGUAAUUGGAAUGUGAGGGAGUUUUUGAAAGUCAUCCCAUUUGCUGGUAUGGGUUUAUAUACAUACAUACCAAAUAGUGAAGAUACCUUAAAGUUCGAUUCCGGACUGUACACGCACCAUCAAACCAAUUCCCUAAUCAGCGCAAUGACUCUCUGAUAGCAACGAAGACGCGUUCAUCAACCACAAACUUUUCGUCCGGGACCACAAAUUUUAGUACAGUCACGAUGAACCCACAACAAGUUCAGGAGGCGUUCGAGCUCGCGCUGCGGCUCACCAAACAGGCCGGUCCGCUGGUGCUGGAAGGAUUCCGUAACGCGUCCAAGGCGGUGGACACCAAGCGGACCCACUUUGACGUGGUCACCGAGUAUGACCGCCAGGUAGAGCAGCUGUUGAUUGGGGGAUUGCUCGGGAGAUAUCCGGACCAUCGGAUUCUGGCCGAGGAGAGUUCGUCGGAAGCUGCCGCGAAGGAACCGCUGGAUGGACGACCUACGUGGAUCAUCGACCCGAUAGAUGGGACGCUGAACUUCGUUCGAGGAAUUCCGUUUGUGGCCAUUAGCGUGGCGUUGGUUGUCGAUGGAGAGCUGACCAUCGGGAUCAUUAGCAAUCCCUGCAUGGACGAGAUCUACACGGCCAUACAAGGUCAGGGAGCCUUCCUGAACGGAGUGGCAAUCCGGACCAAGGGAAUCCAGGACCUCAAAUCCGCCAUGGUCCACAUGGGCAUCGGAAGAAAGAGCCUCGCCCACGGUGCCAACUUUGUCCGCGAAUGUUCCGGACUGCGAAUCUUCGGCUCGGCUGCGCUAACCCUGGCGUACAUUGCCGCCGGCAGCGUGGAUCUGUACUGUGUGGAGUGGCUCAAGCCGUGGGAUAUUGCGGCGGGGGCGUUGCUGGUGCGCGAAGCUGGUGGAGUUGUGCGCGGAUUCGGCGGAGGAGCGUACGACAUUAUGAAGCCGGACAUUGUGGCGGCGAGUAGUGAGGAAUUGGCCGAACGAGCGCUGGAGGUUAUGGGGAAGAGUUCUGGUUAGAGUGAGGCAAGUUUUUGGGUUGAAUUUUUGGAGAGAAUAAAAAA
Culex pipiens pallens (northern house mosquito) is the source of this 1170-nucleotide messenger RNA. Its product is annotated as inositol monophosphatase 2-like. NCBI's taxonomy places the organism in Eukaryota, Metazoa, Arthropoda, Insecta, Diptera, Culicidae. The transcript has 2 exons. Bases 329 to 1126 code for a protein of 265 amino acids. Gene Ontology annotation, biological process: phosphatidylinositol phosphate biosynthetic process; inositol metabolic process; signal transduction. The record is from RefSeq and is a predicted model, not a curated record. Gene Ontology annotation, molecular function: inositol monophosphate 1-phosphatase activity.